GGCCUGCUGUGGAACAUGGAGGCCUAGUUGCCGCCGGAGCUUCAGACCAGCGGCCGCAGCAUGGACAUGAAGAAGCGGGUCAGCGUGGAGCUGCGGAGCCGGAGCCCGGCGGAGGUGGACGAGCUGGUGCUGGACAACUGCCGCUCCAGCGACGGGGGGGUGGAGGGUCUGACGGAGGACUACACGCAGCUGGAGAUCCUCAGCAUGGUGAACGUCGGCCUCAACUCGCUCGCCAAACUGCCGUCGCUCCCCAAACUCCACAAGCUGGAGGUCAGCGACAACACCAUCUCCGGAGGCCUGGACCAGCUGGUGGAGAAGUGUCCCAACCUGACCUACCUGAACCUGAGUGGGAACAAGAUCAAAGAGCUGAGCGGCGUGGAGCCUCUGCAGAGUCUGAAGAACCUGAAGAGUCUGGACCUGUACAGCUGUGAGGUGACCACGCUGGAGGACUACCGGGACGCCGUGUUCCAGCUGCUGCCUCAGCUCACCUUCCUGGACGGGUUCGACCAGGACGACAACGAGGCGCCGGACUCCGAGGGCGACCACGACGAGGACGAUAAAGCUGGACCAACCAGAGACGAGGAUGAGGAGGAGGAGGAGGAAGAGGAGGAGGAGGAGUCUGAAGGAGACGAGGUCGGACUGUCCUACCUGAUGAAGGAGGGAAUCCAGGAUGAAGAAGAUGAUGGAGACUAUGUGGAGGAAGAGGAGGAUGACGAGGACGGAGAUGAUGACGUCGCUGGUCUUCAGGGGGAGAAGAGGAAGAGGGAGGUGGAGGAUGAAGAUGACGAUGACGAUGAUGAUGAAUAACCCCCCCCCCCCGCCAGGCGUCGCCUCAGACAGACAGGAAACAGCUGUGACAGAUGGGCUUCAACAUUAACAUGUUUAACUUUUUACAGUGUAGUCAGUGCGUAUAUAUCUGCAGAGACUGUACGCUAUAAAAACAACAACACCCCCCCGGUCAUCAGAUGAAAAUUGAGCAACAACACAAACUCUUGUUAUUCUCCAGGACAGACUCUGGUGUUCUGUUAGUUUCUGAUGCAGCAGAAACGUUUCACAUCAUCAGUCCGUGGAUUAGUUUCUGUCGCGUCAUCAGUUAAGAUCGUUUUCUUCUCUGGAUUUUCUCAACCAGAAGUUCAGCUGUGACCUGUGGGAUGUAACACCGCCCCCUGCUGGCCGGCGCUGGUCUGUCGCUCCGUGUAAAUACAAGUGACGUCGUCCAUGUUGGUUUCUGUGGUUUGGAUUUUAUUUUUUUAUUCUUGUCGUCUGAUCGUUGAUGUAACCAGAUGUUUUUCAUUAAAACUGAUUUCUUCAGUCAAA
Molecule: messenger RNA, 1317 nt
Organism: Limanda limanda (common dab)
Lineage: Eukaryota; Metazoa; Chordata; Actinopteri; Pleuronectiformes; Pleuronectidae
Product: acidic leucine-rich nuclear phosphoprotein 32 family member E-like
Exons: 7
Coding region: 61-807 (248 amino acids)
Biological process (GO): regulation of apoptotic process
Cellular component (GO): nucleus
Molecular function (GO): phosphatase inhibitor activity; histone binding
Source: RefSeq, a predicted model, not a curated record